This is a messenger RNA of Acanthoscelides obtectus, 2840 nucleotides long. Lineage: Eukaryota; Metazoa; Arthropoda; Insecta; Coleoptera; Chrysomelidae. The record is from the annotation of a GenBank genome assembly.
UUUUAAGUGUAUAUGGAACUGCACUCUCUCUAUAGCUCAGCUAUAUGGAUUUUGAUGCCAGUUCUAUGCGGUAUUUCUGUCAAAGGUCAAAAUACAUCAAAUCGCCAAAUUGUCAUCGACACGUGAACUUUUUGUGGAGGCGAAAUAUUUUUAAAUGUUAAGCAAAAAUUUGGCACAAAUAUUUUUUUGUUUGCACCAUUCUGCGAAUAAACGUAGAUCCCAAUGAUCAUGGAAAGUGCGUCUCUGAAUAAGGCCCAUCAGCAGCAAAGAAGGGCUGAAGCCUUGCUCCGCCAGAAGAAAUUUGAUGAAUGUAUCGAGUGUCAUAGACAAGCAAUCCUGCUGUUGAAUGAAGCAUCUAAAAUGACAGAAAACCCUCGUUCAUUAGAGUCAAUCAGGUUGCAAAAAAUGUACCAUGAGAAGCAGAUAGACUUGAUGAGAGCUAAGAAAAGUCAGGCACAGAUUGAGCAGUAUAGGAAAUCACACCACUUGAACCGCAAAAUCUCCUCCAAUGGCGAAUGCGACAACAGCGAAGGCCUUGAAGCAACCAUCUACCGCACCAUCCAAGUCCAUGACUCUCUCAUCGACUACCUCGGCAAACGCAGUGGCAGCGACAAUGACAGCCUCAAAUCUUACUCCACGUCCGACACAGACGAUCGUCAAGACAAGGACUGUACGACGCCCAUCGUGGGCAACAAGCAUCCAAAAGAUGAUUCGCAGAUCAUUGAGGAACUGAAGGUGCUGAGUGGCCAAUUGAGAGACUCAGUACAGUGCCUGUUGGUCCAGUUGGACGAUAGGAAUAAGGAGAUUGAGAAGCUCAAGGCGACUAUUAAUGUGUUGGAGAGUGAGAAACAGAAAGCGUCAGCAAAAAGCAGUACAAAUGGCAGUUUGAAAGUGACUGACUCGUCGGGAGGCACAUCGCCCUACGUUUUUUCACCCUGUAGUGAACUAAGUCCAGAUGUUAACGAAAUAAGCAGUAUACCACCAUUGGCGCCACUAGAAAUGCCCAAUUUAGACUUUCUAAGUGUAAUGAAAAGUAAUAAUAACAAUGCUAACUGAAACAGUUUACAUUGUUUUCAAUAAUGUUGUGACUCACUACUUUUGUCAUGACUUUUUGGAUUUAGAUCAAAAAAUUUUAACUUUAUUGAUGUGGAUACUAUUAGAUGUAAGUUUCUGUUACGAUUUUAUAAAAAUCGAUCGAAAUUAUGACUCUGAAGCAGAAGAGUCACUAAAAGCUGUUUAUUACUCAUUCCCAGUUCCUGACUGAAUAUAUUACAGAACUAAAUAUUCAUUAAAAGACAACUCUAGAAAGGAAUUCGACAAGUUUCGGUAUGAUCCUGGUGGUUAUAUUGAAAGAAAAGUCAAAUAUUUUUAUUAAUUUCGAAUAACCAUUUUGACCGAGUUUAGGAUAAUUUAGUUAAGUGAAAGCUUAUUAGUCAUCACAUCUAUAACCCAGUAUAUUUUUUGGAUGAAAUACUAAGUAAAAGCCGCCUCCAUUCCAGCAGCUAUUUGAUUCUUUCAAAUAGAAAUAGUUUCUUUUGAGCCACCUUGUGUAUCUUUGUUGAGGUUUCAGUUUGGUCCAAUUUUCGCCUUGAUGUGAAGAGGCCUAUUACUAUUGCUUCAAGAAAUCAAACCAUAUGAAUGUACUAAGUCUGAAUACUAAAAAACAUUACUGUUUUUCAAUUUUUUUUAUCCUUGUUCGUACUAUAUUGAAUUUUUACUUCAUAAGCUAUUUUGAAAUUUUUGCUGCUUAAAUCAAUUCACUUUAUAUGUUAGGUUUUAUUGAUAGACUCAAAGGAUACAUACGCGAGCCUAUAAGACUUCUCAACAUGUCAGAAAUCAUGGAAUUUUAACCGUUUUCAGUCUUGUUUUUCAACUGUAUACAAUUGGGUACAAACAUGUAUUUACUAAAAUUGAAUCGAGCAUUUCGAAAACCACUCGUCAUAUUUGAUAAGAAUGUAUAUGAAUAUGAUUAUACACUGAAUUUCAUUAGGUACUUAGAAUUAGUCCAGACAUUAUUUCCCUGCCCUGCCGAUAGUUUAUAUGGAAACAUAGCCUCUUUCCGAUACUUAACCCGGUUAGACGUGGCAGCGCGGUUGAGGGCUAAUGUACGGAGAAUUCUGUGAUGUGUGAAAUAUAUCUAAUAGGUGCUUAGGAUUACCAAGAUUGGGAGCGUACUAAAAUCAACAAAUUGAGACAAACUCUUCCCACGCUCUACAACCUCCACCCCCGUUUUUUUCUUCUAAUUUUUUUUUAAAGAUCCUCUAACGUCAAAAAAAAGAAGUUUGGACGAUUUUUAUUCAUUCUCAUUUUUCGCCUUUUUCUCUGCCGUCGCUGGACCGACUUCCAAAAGCUACAAAAUUUCAUCGAAAUCCAAGUGAUACUUCCCAAGUUAUAGGAGGUUAUACGAUUAGCGGAAAUGAGUGAUAUGGUUUUUCGUGAUGUACAUGUCAUAUUUAUCUCAUUUUCGAAAAUUUUCGCGAUUACAAUACUUCCCCGUUAGUAGGCGUGGGAAGUAAAAAUGAAAUUAAUUUCAGUGUAUAUGUUGAAGUCACUUAAACAUGCAAAGUUACAUGUGGCAUGUUAACAAGUUAAGGUUUAAGUGUAAUUUUCAAUAAUAAGCAAUAAAAAAGUACUUUAAAACUCAUUUAUUUAUGAAUGGCACAGUUUUUAUUGAUUUUUGAAAAGUUCAAAUUGUUUGACGAGGUUUUCGAGAUGAUCAUUUGAUUUGGUAUGAGAAAUUAACACCUAUACAAGAUUAUAGGUAUUUUCUCUUUUGUUGCAUAUAUAAUAUCCAACAUGUUAUUUUUUGUGAUAUCAAAUAUAAGAUCUAUAUUUCCAUA